Molecule: messenger RNA, 1874 nt
Organism: Jaculus jaculus (lesser Egyptian jerboa)
Lineage: Eukaryota; Metazoa; Chordata; Mammalia; Rodentia; Dipodidae
Product: transcription factor E2F6-like
Exons: 3
Coding region: 15-830 (271 amino acids)
Biological process (GO): regulation of transcription by RNA polymerase II
Cellular component (GO): RNA polymerase II transcription regulator complex
Molecular function (GO): protein dimerization activity; RNA polymerase II cis-regulatory region sequence-specific DNA binding; DNA-binding transcription factor activity, RNA polymerase II-specific
Source: RefSeq, a predicted model, not a curated record
UCUCUUCCGAUCUCAUGAGUCAGCAGCGGCCGGCGCGGAGACUGCCCAGCCUGCUGGUGGACCCGGCCCAGGAGACGCUGUGCCGCCGCUGCCGGGACCCCAUCAACGUGGAGAGCCUGCUGCCAUCAAAGGUACGGAUUAAUUUAGAAGAAAAUGUACAGUAUGUAUCCAUGAGAAAAGCUCUGAAAGUGAAGAGGCCUCGUUUUGAUGUAUCACUGGCUUAUUUAACUCGAAAAUUUAUGGAUCUUGUCAGAUCUGCUCCUGGGGGCAUUCUUGACUUAAACAAGGUUGCCACAAAAUUGGGAGUACGAAAACGGCGAGUGUAUGAUAUCACCAAUGUCUUAGAUGGCAUCGAGCUAGUGGAAAAGAAAUCUAAGAAUCAUAUUCGGUGGAUAGGAUCUGAUCUUAAAAAUUUUGGAACAGUGCCCCAACAAAAGAAACUCCAGGAAGAACUCUCCGACUUAUCAGCAAUGGAAGAUGCACUGGGCGAGUUAAUCAAAGAUUGUGCUCAACAGCUGCUUGAGUUAACAGAUGACAAAGAAAAUGAAAGACUGGCAUAUGUGACCUACCAGGAUAUUCUCAGCAUUCAAGCCUUCCAUGAACAGAUUGUUAUCGCAGUUAAGGCCCCAGAGGAAACCAGACUGGAUGUUCCAGCUCCCAGAGAAGACUCCAUAACGGUGCACAUAAGGAGCACCAAGGGACCCAUUGACGUGUAUUUAUGUGAAGUGGAGCAGAACCACUCAAAUGGCAGCAUGUCUGAUGGAGUAGAGGCCUCCUCCUCUCAGAGCAAACACCCAGAAUGCCCUGAGAAAGAAGAAACGCCUCAGUGAAGUAAAGGCUCAUUCGGGAGGAACUGACAGCAUCUGAGAAAUGGACUGAGGUUUUAGAACAUCACAUGUGGAUAAAUUCCACAUUGGUUUAAUUCUCAGCAAUAAAUCGCCGUGAAGUGCUCUCACUCUCCUUUCAUAGCAGCAGUAGGGCCAGUAUGAUCUGAGGAGCUCCCUACUUGAGUAACUGGAUAAUUAUGAUGACCACAUUCAGAAUCCACUUUUGAUCAUUGUUCCCUGCCUUUGUCAGUGAAAAAGACAUCUUGUCUCCUGAAAUAAUUUUAUCACAAGGGAUAGCAUGAAAAUAGAUGGUCAGGUCUGACAAAGACCUCAUAGACGCUGCCUUUCCCUAAAGAAUCAUGUUGUGUUACACAAGAGAAAUUGCCUUACACUGGUUCACGUUUGCAAAUUUGUAAGUGUUGUACACUGACUAGGUGUACACACAGAACUAUAUGUGAUGUCUUUGUAUAUAUCUGUAAAAUAUUUAGAUUACUUGUGAAAUAUGUCUUAAGUCAUACUUUUCACCCUUGUACAGCCAAAAUAAUGUAUAUAUGGAAAGUGACAAACAAAUGCUCUAAUUUCCUUAAUAUCUCUAACUUAUUAGAAUCCUCUGGAUGAGGGUUAGCAGUUUUUUCAAAUUUCUACAUGUAGAAGUGUCACAAAUGUGCUAUACAUUUAAAUUCAUGUACUUAAUUAAACUAUUUUAAUAUGGUUUCCAAUUCUAAAAUUGGAGUCAGGUAUUUGCUGAUUUUCAGCUGCCUACAGUAUCACUGUGUCUCAGUCGAUUGGCAGCUUGCCUUAAGACUUUGGGGGCAAGUAUAGAAAUACUGUCAGGUUACAGAUCAGCUCACGGAGCUGUGAAUUUGGUCAUGGUGAAAUUGGCAAUCACAUGAAGUUUCCUGCAAGCAGGUUUCUGUGGUGUGUUUCUGCACACAGCCACGCUCCUUGGUCGGGGUUACCCCCCAUGCAUUGUUCCCUGCCCACCUUCCAGCUCUAGUCCCACCUUUCUAGUACCUCGCUGUUUCUACCUCAGUAAGUCACUUACCA